Gilbertella persicaria is the source of this 1389-nucleotide messenger RNA. Its product is annotated as P-loop containing nucleoside triphosphate hydrolase protein. Bases 1 to 1389 code for a protein of 462 amino acids. The transcript has 3 exons. The record is from RefSeq and is a predicted model, not a curated record. Gene Ontology annotation, molecular function: RNA helicase activity; ATP binding; nucleic acid binding. NCBI's taxonomy places the organism in Eukaryota, Fungi, Mucoromycota, Mucoromycetes, Mucorales, Choanephoraceae.
AUGUCUGCAAUUACAGAAGCUCAACCCAAAGUUGACAUGGAAUUGAUUUCCAAAAAGAAGCCUGAAGAAACAACCUUUGCCGAACUUGGUGUUUCUCCACAAUUAUGCGAAGCCUGUGAGAAAAUGAAUUUCAAGCAUCCAACCGAAAUUCAAAAGGAAUCCAUUCCUUGGGCUAUUGAAGGCCGUGAUAUAAUUGGCCUUGCUCAAACUGGUUCUGGUAAAACUGCUGCUUUUGCUAUCCCAAUCAUUCAAAGACUUUGGGAUAACCCUCAAGCCUUUUUCGCUUGUGUUUUAGCUCCUACAAGAGAAUUAGCAUAUCAAAUCGCAGAAACAUUCGAAUCACUUGGCUCAGUCAUUGGUGUUCGUUGUGCUGUCAUUGUUGGUGGUAUGGAUAUGAUGUCUCAAUCUAUCGCACUUUCAAAGCGUCCACAUGUCAUUGUUUGUACACCAGGUCGUCUUCAAGAUCAUUUAGAAAACACUAAGGGAUUUAGCCUAAAGAACUUAAAAUAUCUUAUUAUGGAUGAAGCCGAUCGUUUGUUAGAUAUGGAUUUUGGGCCAAAGAUUGAUCAAAUUCUCAAAGUCAUUCCUCGAGAACGUAACACUUUCUUGUUCUCCGCUACCAUGACAACCAAGGUUGCUAAGCUUCAAAGAGCCAGUUUGCAUAAGCCAGUCAAGGUCGAAGUUGCCACCAAAUACUCUACAGUAAAGACAUUAUUACAAUACUAUCUUUUCUUUCCUCUCAAGCACAAGGACUGUUACAUGGUUUAUCUCUUGAACGAACUUGCCGGUAACUCCACUAUCAUUUUUACACGUACCUGUCAUGAUACACAAAAGAUUGCCAUCAUGUUGAGAAACUUGGGCUUUGCUGCAGUUCCUCUUCAUGGUCAAUUGCCUCAAGCUAAGCGUCUAGGUGCACUCAACAAAUUCAAAGCUGGAACUCGUAGUAUUUUAGUCGCAACUGAUGUUGCUAGUAGAGGUAUUGAUAUUCCUCUUGUGGAUGUAGUUAUCAACUACGACGUGCCUCAAUCAUCCAAAGAUUAUAUUCAUCGUGUUGGUCGUACUGCAAGAGCUGGUCGAUCCGGUAAAUCUAUUACCUUUGUUACUCAAUAUGAUGUUGAAUUGAUUCAACGUAUCGAGAAAGAUUUAGAGCGCAAAUUAGAUUUAUUCCCUGCUGAGAAAGAUGAAGUGAUGAUGCUUCAAGAACGUGUGGAUGAAGCACAGCGUAUUGCUACACUAGAAUUAAAGGAAACAGAAAAUGGCAAAAAGUCAAAACGAGGUCGCAAAAAUGAUGAUGACGAUGAUGAUGCUGAUCAAGAAGAAAAGCUUGAAGUGCCUGGAAAGAGAAAGUUUAAGGGAGGCAACAAAAACAACAAUAAGAAGAGACGUUAG